AGGCAGAUGCGCAAUGACUAAACCACCCAGGUGCCCCUCACACAAUUCUUUGAAUGCUUGGGAGACACACCCUUGAUUCAGAGCCUGUCCAAAUCCAGUGUCCAGGUUGACUUUUAAUCCAGAUAGUAUGGACAAAGGCCAUGAGUGGGGUGGGUGGGGGGAUACACUACCCCAUGGGGCCCUGUGGCUCUCCAAACCCCAGUUCCUUCUUGUCUCUGUCUGCAGAGCCCCUUCAAAACCAGUGAAAGAAAAGCACCUUGUGGGGCCCAUGGCUCUGAAAUCCUUGGGAGCUGUGUGUGCAGCUGGCCUCAGUCCCAGGGAUAUGAGACUCUUGUUCUUGCUCUUUUCUCUCCCUCUUACCUCAGAAAGCCCGUCUUGUCUCCACUCCACCCCAACCCCUAUCACCCUGCCCCCAUCCCUGCACCUCUGCCCCUCCGCCCCCAUUGCUCUGUACUGGCCUUGGUCAGAGGUCAGACCAGCAGUUCUGGAAAGCUUGUGCUGCUGGGGGGUGCCUGUGGGCCACUCCUAGCCUGAACCUCUGGCAUCUGCAAGACUGGCCUGGAGCCAACAGGAAGGUGAGUGGCCCUGCUCACAAGGGUUUCACCUUUCCUCUCAGGUCUGUCCCCUCUAAACUGGCUGGGGCCGUCAGGACAAGCUGUUUGUUGGCCCGCCACACCGGGGUGGAGUACAGAGGGCAGGUCAGAGCCAAGAUUCCAGCUCCAAAACACCCCGCAGAAUAAAAGUGAAAACUUUUGUCUAAUUUCAGUCUUCCCUUUGUUUUCUACACACUAAACCCACAUCUUGGGUUUUCAGGCCCAUUUAAACUUGGCUCCUGCUGGGGUGCAAAGGCGGGGGCAGCACAGGUGGCCCUCCCACUCUAAGCUCCACCCUUUCCUUCCUGGAGGCUGGCUCCAGAUCCCUCCCACUUGGAAUUUAUAAACCCUUCAGCUCGGAGAACAGUUCUGCACCCACCCCACCCCACGGCACCCGGUUCACCACAGCACAAAGUGGUCACAGGACCGACAUCCAGAGAGGUCUGGUGAGUUCUCCCGGUGGGGCGGCUGGGCAGGGCUAGCUCCUGGCCCUUUCCCUCUGGUUGGGCCAUCUCAGUAAGCCGACACGACCCCAGGCCGAAACCCCCUUCCCCUUUCUGCUGACCCAUCACUUAGUUCAGCUGCAUGCCAGACUCUGGCCCCCCAAAACAGGCUCAAGUUGCUCACUGGCUCUGUUUAUCCCCGAGCCAAGAUGGCGUGGUUUGGCUUCUGGAAUGUUUUUGACGAUGCAUGAGGGGCCCAGGCUGCUCGAGGGGCCCAGGCUGCUCCAGGGACCAGCAGGGGGAGUGGGGCCAGUGCCGCAGGCCAGGGGCCGCUGCAGAAGUAGUGGGAGGAGAGCUGGCAGGCGAGGAAUUAGGACAGGCAGGCACUAGAGUAGUAGCUCUCAAGGGUGCACUGGAAUCCCUUGGAGCUUCCAGAAGACUGGGACGGGGCCCCAGAGAGCGAUGUCUUUGAUGUGGGAUGUGGCCUCAGGCAUGGGGAUCUUUACGAGCCCUGUAGGACAGCAAAGGCGCAAGCCAGCACCAGCCCCACUGUGUGAGUGUUCGGUGUGGGUUUGAACCCCAGCUCCUGCCACUCACCAGCUUUGUGAGCAGGGCCGAGUCAGCCCCAGGCCUUCCUCGUGAAGCAGGAUUUCAACACAUGGCGUGUCGUGAUGUUGUUAAGGCAAGUCGGCUGCCCUCUGCCCCCGACGCCGUGGAAUGGAGCUCAUCCAAGACACCUCACACCUGCCGCUGGUAUGUGUGAAGGGAAUCCCUCUCAUCAAGUACUUUGCAGAGGCCCUGGGCUCCCUGCAGGACUUCCAAGCCCGGCCUGAUGACCUGCUUAUCAGCACCUACCCCAAAUCUGGCACCACCUGGGUGAGUGAGAUCCUCGACAUGAUCUAUCAGGGCGGUGAUCUACAGAAGUGUCGCAGGGCCUUCAUCUUAAUCCGGGUACCCUUCCUUGAGCUCAAGUUUCCAGGUGUUCCCACAGGUUUGGAGGUUCUGAAAAAUACACCAGCUCCACGACUCAUUAAAACACACCUGCCCAUGGCUCUGCUCCCUCAGACCUUGCUGGAUCAGAAGGUCAAGGUGGUCUACGUGGCCCGCAACGCAAAGGAUGUGGCUGUCUCCUUGUACCACUUCUACCGCAUGGCCAAGGUGCACCCAGACCCUGGCACCUGGGACUGCUUCCUGGAGAAGUUCAUGGCUGGGGAAGUGUCCUACGGGUCCUGGUACCAGCACGUGCGGGAGUGGUGGGAGCUGAGUCACACUUACCCUGUUCUCUACCUCUUCUACGAGGACAUGAAAGAGAACCCCAAGAGGGAGAUUGAGAAGAUCCUGAAGUUCUUGGGGUGUUCCCUGCCAGAGGAGACCGUGGAUCUCAUUGUCCAACAAACGUCUUUCAAGGAGAUGAAGAAAAACCCCAUGGCUAACUACAGCACCAUACCCACUGACAUCAUGGACCACAGCAUUUCGGCCUUCAUGAGGAAAGGCAUCACGGGGGACUGGAAGACCACCUUCACUGUGGCCCAGAAUGAGCGCUUUGAUGCUGACUAUGCCAGGAAGAUGGAGGGCUGUGGCCUCAGCUUCCGCACAGAGCUAUGAGUGGUGUCCCUGGGAGGCAUGCCCAAGGCCCCGCGGCUGUGACCCGUCCCCAGCCUCAAAAAUAAAAUUCCAUGUGUAUU
Molecule: messenger RNA, 2721 nt
Organism: Enhydra lutris kenyoni (northern sea otter)
Lineage: Eukaryota; Metazoa; Chordata; Mammalia; Carnivora; Mustelidae
Product: sulfotransferase 1A1
Exons: 7
Coding region: 1754-2641 (295 amino acids)
Biological process (GO): sulfation
Cellular component (GO): cytoplasm
Molecular function (GO): sulfotransferase activity
Source: RefSeq, a predicted model, not a curated record